This is a messenger RNA of Lethenteron reissneri (Far Eastern brook lamprey), 3549 nucleotides long. Its product is annotated as neurofilament light polypeptide-like. Gene Ontology annotation, molecular function: structural constituent of postsynaptic intermediate filament cytoskeleton. The record is from RefSeq and is a predicted model, not a curated record. Gene Ontology annotation, biological process: neurofilament bundle assembly. Gene Ontology annotation, cellular component: cytoplasm; intermediate filament; axon. Lineage: Eukaryota; Metazoa; Chordata; Hyperoartia; Petromyzontiformes; Petromyzontidae.
GGGCACCGCGGUAUAUGAGCCGCGGGUCGGCACGGAGCUCCCAUUGCUCUCCGGACCGCGAGGGCCCAACGACUUCAGCUGCCAGCCUCCGACGACACCAUGAGCUCCUACACCUCCGACUCGGCCGUCACCUCCAUCUACCGCCGCCAUUUCGGUGAGGCCCUCAAGUACCGGCCGAGCUACGAGAUGCCGGGCUACCGCGCGGGCUCGGCCUACGGCGGGGCGCGCUCCGCCUCCGCCGCGUCCACCUACGGCGCGCUGCCGCGCCGCGCCGGCCACACGCGCUUCUCCGCCGGCUACUCCCUGGGCGCCUCCUCGUCCAUAGACACGGUGGACCUGUCGCAGGCCGAGAGCGUCGGCAUCGAGCUGCGGCAGGUGCGGCGGCACGAGAAGGAGCAGCUCCAGGGCCUCAAUGACCGCUUCGCCGGCUUCAUCGAGCGCGUGCACGAGCUGGAGCAGCAGAACAAGGUGCUGGAGGCCGAGCUGAUGAUCCUGCGCCAGAAAGAGGAGAAGCCGUCCAACGUCAAGCGACUGUACGAGCAGGAGAUCGCCGAGCUGCGCGCCCUUGCCGAGGAGUGCCGCGGCGAGUGCGCCGGCGCCGGGGGCGCCCGCGAGCAGGCGGAGGUGGUGCUGGCGGCGUUGCGUGACAAGCACGAGGAGGAGCGCCGGCGGCGCGAGGAGUCGGAGGCGGCGCUGGACGAGGCGAGGAAGGCGGCGGACGAAGAGGCGGCGCGGCGCGCGGCCCUCGAGCAGAAGCUGGGCUCCCUGCUCGACGAGAUUGGCUUCCUGAAGCGCGUGCAGCGCGAGGAGAUCUCCGAGCUGCAGGCACAGAUCCAGAGUGCCCACAUCACCGUGGAGAUGGGCGCAUCGCAGCCAGACCUCACGUCGGCGCUGCGGGAGAUCCGCUCGCAGUACGAGGUGCUCGCCGCCAAGAACAUGCAGGUGGCUGAGGAGUGGUUCAAGAGCAAGUUCACGGCACUGUCGGACACGGCGAGCCGCAACACCGAGGCCAUGCACGUGACGCGCGAGGAGCUCUCCGAGUUCCGUCGCCACGUGCAGCACCGCACGCUGGAGGCCGAGGCGCUCAAGGACAUCAUCGAGUCGCUGGAGAAGCAGAUCCAGGAGCACGACGCGCGGCACCAGGGAGAGAUCGAGGCCCUGCAGGAGGGCAUCGCCGAGCUGGAGACGGAGCUGCAGUCCGCCAAGAGCGAGAUGUCGCGCUACCUGAGGGACUAUCAGGACCUCCUCAACGUCAAGAUGGCACUCGACAUCGAGAUCGCGGCCUACCGGAAACUGCUGGAGGGCGAGGAGUCCCGGUUGGUCACCGCCAAGUCACCGGCGAUGCUCAUGAGCGGCGGCGGCGGUGGCGGCGGCGGUGGCUUCCUUCAGCAGUUGCGCCCGGCGCGCACCUCCAUGCAGAUGCCCUCCAAGUACCUGGGCCUCUACGACUUCUACGGAGGCUUCCCUCUCCGCGGCGACGAGGGCGGUGACAGCUUCGAGUCUUUCGUCUUCUCCAAGCGCAAGGGCAACUAGCCGCCGGCGUCACCAUUGGCGUCCGUGCGAGAACCGGCCCCUCGGUUACCCACGACCCCCCCCCUCCACACCGGGCAGGGCUUGCGUUUGGCAGUAUGGCCGUGCCGGUCCGGCUCCGUCCCGGAUCUUGUCGUGUCGAGACCUCGCCACGCCGAACCCCGAAAUACUCCCCGCCCCCCCCCCCCCCCCCCCCAUGCUCAAUGCCAACGUCGCUCGCGGUGCUCGUACGCUGCCCGGUCGUCCGCUCCUCCACCCGUCCACACCCACGACUGUGCCAGGACCCCCAACUUAGAGGGUGGAGGUGCCCAAAAAUGUACGAGAAUCUUCACUCGUCAAUUGGCGAGCGUACGAUCCGGCGAUUUCUGGUUCGCGUAACGAAAUGCUCGUGGGGCUAGAGCAUCGUGCAGUUUACGAUGCCAGUGUUCAGCCAUGCCCUCCACCGCCCGACAGAACCAAUCGAGAUGUCAUAUGGGGAUAAUCAGAGCCGCCACCCCAUUCGGUUUGUUGGUAAAACCGGUGGGGGGGAGGAAGGUCGAAAAGUGAGCCAACUCGGUGUACGUGUGCAGCCUACACGUACAACGACGUCUGUAUAUUACAGUGAUGGAAAUAAGCAAUGGUAUGAAGCAAUACGAAUAAUAACAAUGAUUAAUUACUGGCAUUCUAGGGAAGUAAUCGUAACAAUGAAGACGUAUUUGAGAUGUUUGCCCAACACUGGUUGUUGCAUCGAAUGUUUGAACGGAAAUUCCCCUGCUGAGCAUCACGUGUCGGGCGCAGCACGAUGUGAACUGCAAUUGUGAAACAAGACUUGACCUGGCUCUCUGUCCCGAACCAAAAUUGGCCAAAGGCGUGUGCCCUGGGCCUAGGCGAGAGCUCCUCCACGCUCCCCCUCCACGCCCCCCCCCUCCUGCAGAGCUUGGUUCACCGCCCACUCACCCUCUCGCUCGCUCUCUCGCUUACCAACUCGCUCACUCUCUUGCUCACCUUCUCGCUCUCUCACCCUCUUGCUCGCUCUCUCGCUCGCUCUCUCGCUCACCAACUCGCUCGCUCUCUCGCUCACCAACUCGCUCGCUCACCCUCUCACUCGCUCUCUCACUCACCAACUCGCUCGCCCUCUCACUCGCUCCCCUCUCGCUCGCUCUCUCGCUCAUCAACUCGCUCGCUCUCUCGCUCACCAACUCGCUCGCUCACCCUCUAACUCGCUCUCUCACUCACCAACUCGCUCGCCCUCUCACUCGCUCCCCUCUCGCUGGCUCUCUCGCUCACCCUCUCACUCGCCCUCUUGCUCACCCUCUCGCUCGCUCACCAACUCGUUCACCCUCUCACUCUCUCUCACCCUCUCACUCUCUCUCACUCACCCUCUCGCUCGCUCUCUCACUCACCAACUCGCUCGCUCUCUCGCUCACCCUCUUGCUCGCUCACCCCCUCGUCCACUCGCUCGCUGUGAACGCAUCUCCACGACAAAACUAGGGACCGAGAUCGGCAAAACCGAGGCUGUUGCAAAGCCGGGCGCCGCGCGAUCGGUGAUGGGAAUCUCUCUGCCACAGGCGCAGGGACGGAUAAACGCCACGGACUGCCACCAACGACACUGGUGCAAAUCGUGCCGCUGCUCGUCGCACGGGGCCCACGGUUGGUUGGGUCUACUCGGCCGCACCGUCGGCUCUCGCUGCGAUUUGACGCCGUCGUCACGGACGCCGAGGGAGAGAGAUAUAUAGACGACGCAACUUUGAGGUGCGGUGCAACGCCUCUUCUGGCGCGAUCUCGGUGCAUAGUUUCGUCGACGCGACGACGGGUGGCAAGCCCCUGGGGGUUGCUCAGCCGCUCGGGCGGUGCGGGGUGGUGGCUUCGGCGUGCGUCGGGAUUGUCGUCGCGAUCGUAGCAAGCGGAGCAAUCGUAGCGAACGAAUCCACGUCGUGUCCUCGUCGUGCGAGUGUGCCGCUUGGCGUUGGCGUUGCGGCACGGGAAAUGCAGCCCGAGUCUGAAUGAACGAAUAAAAACUUCGCUAUCGCAACAAAACCA